AUGGCUACUAAAGAGGGAGGCGCGAUGGUGCCCGUGGGAGGGGGCGAUGCGGGCAAGACGGACACGCUGGGCUCCCAGGGGUCCCAGGGCCGCAAGAGGGCCGGCGGCCAGAAGAAGCAGAUGGCGGCCAACAAGUCGGCCCUGCGAGCCCCACGAGCCCUCUGCUGCCUCACCCUCAGCAACCCCAUCCGCAUGGCCGCCCUCGCCCUCGUCGAAUGGAAGCCUUUCGAUAUAUUCAUCCUUUUGGCCAUUUUAGCCAACUGUUGUUGCCUCGGAAUCUCCAAACCGUUCCCUGAAGACGAUUCCAAUGCCACAAACCACAACUUGGAACAAGUGGAGUAUGUGUUUCUGGUCAUCUUCACCAUUGAGACCUUCACCAAGAUCCUGGCGUACGGUCUGGUCAUGCACCCUAGUGCAUACAUACGCAGCGGAUGGAACUUGCUCGAUUUCGUCAUUGUUGUUGUUGGGCUCUUCAGCGUGUUUGCUGAGAUGGGCAACGACCACAAGCCGGGGGAGGCUCACCACGCUGCCGGAAAGCCAGGAGGUCUUGAUGUCAAAGCCCUGAGAGCUUUCAGAGUGCUGCGACCCCUUCGACUGGUCUCUGGUGUACCCAGUCUGCAGAUUGUGUUGAACUCCAUCAUGAAGGCCAUGGUGCCCCUGCUCCACAUCGGUAUGCUGGUCGGCUUCGUCAUCAUCAUCUACGCCAUCAUCGGCCUGGAGCUCUUCCUCGGCAGAAUGCACAAGACCUGCUACUACAAAGGCACAGAACUGAACGUGGACGAUGACCCCACGCCGUGUGCGUUUGCCAAUAACGGCCGCUUCUGCCUGGGGAACAACACGGAGUGCAGGUCGGGCUGGGAGGGGCCUAACGGAGGCAUCACCAACUUCGACAACAUCUUCUUCGCCAUGCUGACCGUCUUCCAGUGCAUCACUAUGGAGGGAUGGACCGAUGUCAUGUACUGGAUGAACGACGCCAUUGGCAUUGAGAUGCCCUGGGUCUACUUCGUGUCUCUGGUCAUCUUCGGCUCCUUCUUCAUCAUCAACCUUGUAUUGGGAGUGUUGAGCGGUGAGUUCUCCAAGGAGCGAGAGAAGGCGGUGGCGCGCGGGGAGCUGCAGGAGGCGCAGGAGAAGAAGCAGAUGGAGGAGGACAUGGUGGGCUACAUGGACUGGCUCAUCGAGGCCGAGGACGUCGACGAGGACGGCAACAAACGUGCUGUGGUGGCCAAGAAGAAGAUGAUGAAGAAGUACGGCUGGUACAAGCACAGUGAAGAUGGAGAAUCGGAAUCAGAUUCAGAGUUUGAAGCAUUCCUUGAUGAUGAUGGAGGCUGCUGUGCCUCUAUUACGCAACGGCUAAUGGCGAUCAGCUUUUGUGAGCAGCUGUUCCACCUGAACCAGGCGAUGCGUAAGAACGCGCGCGUGGCGGUGAAGACCUCCAACUUCUACUGGCUGGUGCUGCUCCUGGUGUUCCUCAACACGGCCGCCAGCGCCUCCGAACACUACGGACAGCCCAAGUGGCUCACAGACAUACAGGAACGAGCUAAUAAAAUCCUGCUGGGCCUCUUCACUAUGGAGAUGUUGUUGAAGAUGUACAGUGUUGGCAUGCAGGUCUACUUCAUAGCGUUGUUCAAUCGCUUCGACUGUUUCGUGGUGUGCGGUGGCAUCCUGGAAACGGUGCUGGUCGAGACGGAAGUCCUCCCUCCCAUCGGCAUCUCUGUGUUGCGUUGCAUUCGCCUGCUCCGUAUCUUCAAGAUCACAAGGCACUGGGCUGCUCUCUCCAACUUGGUGACGUCUCUGCUGAACUCCAUGAAGGCCAUCUGCUCUCUGCUGCUGCUGCUCUUCCUCUUCCUCAUCAUCUUCGCCCUGCUGGGCAUGCAGCUCUUCGGCGGCAAGUUCAACUUCGACGAGACGCAGAUGAAGAGGAGCACCUUCGACUCCUUCCCCUCCGCACUCCUCACCUGCUUCCAGAUCCUGACUGGAGAGGACUGGAACUCUGUGAUGUAUGACGGCAUCAUGGCCUAUGGUGGACCUGUCUUCCCCCAGAUGAUUGUCUGCAUCUACUUUGUCAUUCUGUUUGUCGUUGGUAACUACAUCCUGCUAAAUGUCUUCUUGGCUAUCGCUGUCGAUAACUUGGCCAAUUCGAAAGGGAAGACCAAAGUCGAAGAAAAGAAAGAGGAUGAUGAGGAGUGGGAGGAUGAUGAAGAUCGAGAAGAAGAAGAGGAGCCUGAGGAGGACGACUGGGAGAACGAGGAGCUGAGAGCCAUAGAGGGACUGGAGGGAGUGGGUCUCCCAACGAAGGCGGAGAGCUUCCAGCCAAAAGAGAAGAUUGUCCCCAUUCCUGACGGCAGCUCCUUCUUCCUCCUCGGCAAAAAGAACUGCCUGCGUGUAGCGUGCCACAACCUCAUCCAUCACCACUACUUCACCAACCUCAUCCUCGUCUUCAUCAUCUGCAGCAGCAUCUCAUUGGCCGCUGAGGACCCAAUCAGAGCGCACUCCUUCAAGAAUAUCGUGUUGGGCUAUGCAGAUUAUGUCUUCACCUCUGUCUUCACCGUGGAGAUCGUCCUGAAGAUGACGGUGUACGGAGCGUUCCUCCACCAGGGCUCCUUCUGCAGAAACGCCUUCAACCUGCUGGACCUGCUGGUGGUCAGCGUCUCCCUGCUCUCCUUCUUCCUCCAUUCGAGCGCCAUCUCUGUGGUCAAGAUCCUGCGUGUGCUGCGAGUGCUCAGGCCUCUGCGAGCCAUCAACAGGGCCAAGGGACUCAAGAGUGUGAUCCAGUGUGUGUUCGUGGCCAUCAAAACCAUCGGCAACAUCCUGAUCGUCACCACCCUGCUGCAGUUCAUGUUUGCCUGCAUCGGCGUCCAGCUCUUCAAGGGUAGAUUCUUCAGUUGCACAGAUGAAGCAAAGCACACUCCUGACGAAUGCAAGGGCACGUUUAUCGUCUUUAAGGAUGGAGAUAUGAACCAUCCUAUGGUGAGGGAGCGUGUGUGGGAGAACAGCGAAUUCAACUUUGACAACGUGCCCAUGGGCAUGCUGGCUCUCUUCACCGUCUCCACCUUUGAAGGCUGGCCACAGCUGCUGUACAAAUCCAUCGAUGCGAACCAGCCCAACCGCGGCCCCAUCUACAACCACCGCGUGGAGAUCUCCAUCUUCUUCAUCAUCUACAUUAUCAUCAUUGCCUUCUUCAUGAUGAACAUCUUCGUGGGUUUCGUCAUCAUCACCUUCCGCGAGCAGGGAGAGGCCGAGUUCAAGAACUGCGAGUUGAAUAAGAAUCAGAGACAGUGUGUGUACUAUGCCCUGAAGGCCCAGCCUAUAAAGAUCUACAUCCCUAAAAACCCGUCGCAGCUCAAGUUCUGGAGGAUCAUCAACUCGUCUCAGUUUGAGUACAUCAUGUUCGUACUCAUCAUGUUCAACACUCUCACGUUGGCUGUGCAGCAUUAUCAACAGUCUGCCCUCUUCACUUCGGUCAUGGACACGUUGAACCUGAUCUUCACACUGGUCUUCACUGUGGAGAUGGUCAUCAAACUUCUGGCUCUACGGCCUUAUCAUUACUUCAUAGAUGCAUGGAAUGCGUUUGAUGCGCUAAUUGUCGUUGGGAGUGUCCUGGAUAUUGCAGUCACAGAGCUAAGUGGAAGUGGAGGCCAUGGAGAGGGAAAAGGGGAAGGCGAGAGUUCCAAAGUGUCCAUCACGUUCUUCCGUCUGUUCCGUGUGAUGCGUCUGGGGAAGCUGCUGAGUAAAGGCGAGGGCAUCCGCACGCUACUCUGGACCUUCGUCAAGUCUCUGCAGGCCUUGCCCUAUGUCGGUCUGCUGAUCGCCAUGAUUUUCUUCAUCUAUGCUGUAAUCGGCAUGCAGACUUUUGGCAAGAUUGCUGUAGAUGACAAUACCAACAUCAACCGCAACAACAACUUCCAGCAGUUCUUCAUGGCUGUCCUGAUACUCUUCAGGUGUGCUACAGGAGAACAGUGGCAGGAGAUCAUGUUGGCCGCGUUGCCAGGUCAGCGCUGCGACCCCGAGUCUGAGUUCGGUCCUGGUGAGGAGUUCACGUGUGGCAGUAACCUGGCCUACCUCUACUUCAUCAGCUUCUUCAUGCUCUGCUCUUUCCUGAUUAUCAACUUGUUCAUUGCCGUCAUCAUGGACAACUUUGAGUACCUGACCAGGGACUGGACCGUGCUGGGGACCCACCACCUGGACGAGUUCAAGAGGGUCUGGUCCGACUACGACCCAGAAGCCUCGGGUCGAAUAAAACACCUGGACGUGGUGACUUUGCUGCGACGCAUCCAGCCUCCGCUCGGCUUCGGCAAACUCUGCCCUCACCGAGUGGCCUGCAAGAGGUUGGUUGCUAUGAACGUGCCACUGUAUCCUGACGGGACUGUGUCCUUCAACGCCACGCUGUUUGCUCUCGUCAGAUACUCACUCAAGAUUAAAACUGAAGGUAAUAUCGACCAAGAGAAUGAGGAGCUGAAAGGUAUCAUCAAGAAGAUCUGGAAACGCACCAAACCUAAACUCCUGGAGGAGGUCAUACCGCCCCCUAGAGGUGAGGAAGUGACUGCUGGAAAGUUCUACGCCAGCUUCCUGAUCCAGGACUACUUCAAGAAGUUCCGCAAGAGGAAGGAGAAGGAGAGGAAGAAGAAGGGCAAAGACAAGUCUGCCUCACUACAGGCUGGUCUGCGUACGCUGCAGGAUCUGGCCCCUGAGAUGCGCAUGGCGAUGGGCAUGGACGAGGAGGGAGGAGAAGGAUACGACGGCGAGACCACCGAGGACGAAGGAGAAUUCUUCAGGAGUGACAGUGUCUUCAGCGACGCCCCCAUGACCCCCACCCCGGGCAGCACUCCCCUGCCCAACAUGUUCGACGAGACGGCCGUGUCCAUGGAGGGGCUGCCCCGCAUGGCCAAGAUGCCCCCCGGGGGCGCCCGCAUGAUCGAGGAGGCCUUCGCGGAGGUGGAGUCCAGGCCCGUCUCCUCCAUGUCCAUGGGCGACGAGGUGGUCAUUGAGCAGCCGCAGAGAUCCGUACCACUCAUCAGGAUGGAGGCGGUGGACUCCCCAGCCCCGAUCCCGAGCCCCACCCCAGAGAUCCCCCCCUGCUCCCCCAUGCCCAUGUCCCCCACCCCGGAGCCCACCCUCCCUCCCGCCGCCCCGACCCCAGAGCCCCUCGCCCCCGGGGGAGGGGUGUCCUACCCACCGCAGCCUCAGCCCGUGGCCCAGCCACCACCACAGCCAGUGGUCCAGUCUCCACCGCAGGUAGCUGUGCAGUCCCCACCGCAGGUCGUCGCCCAGUCUCCUCCACAGGCAGCCGUGGCACAGCCGCCCCCUCAGCAAUACGUGCAGCCUGAAGCAGUACCACAGCCUGUACCCCAGCAGCAGUAUGUCCAGGCCCCGGUACAACAAUACGCACAGCCCCCUGUUCAGCAAUACGCCCAGGCCCCCCCAGGCCAACAAUAUGUGCAGGCCCCCCCAGCCCAGCAGUACGCCCAACCCCCAGCUGCCCAGCCCUACGGCCAACCUCUGCCUCCAGGCAUGGCUCAGCUCCAGCCACAGCAGUACAUCCCAGACGACGCACAGAGCAUCGCAUCAGACGGGUCAUGGACCCCAGCUGACUCCCCUCAGCCCCCGGUCAGCAUGGGUGGCGCUCCCCCUGGCUCUCAGACCAUGCCGGGUAACGGCUACCACCCCAACGGCUACCCUGUCAACGGCUACAACGGUAACGGCUACCCCGUCAAUGGCAGCGGCUACCCCGUCAAUGGCAACGGCUAUGGCAACGGCAAUGGCUACGCUAGCAACGCCUCCAGCGUCUACAGUGCUAACGGCUCCAAUGGCAACGCGUUCAACAGCUUCCUGUCACGACGACGGCUACCUCAGACACCAGGAGGCCGCAAGCCCUCCUUUAACGUCCAGUGUCUGAGGAGUCGCACGGUGGAUGACGAUCUGCCCCCUUCAGCCACCUACCAGCAGAACACACGCCUUCGACCACAGCUCAGUCAGGGCGGGUACGACUGGCGUCCGGACAGCGCGGCGUCCAGCGGCUCGUCGGCCUCGUGGGCCACGGGUAAUGAGCAGCGCCGCGGCCGCCUGCUCUAUGCCCCCCUGAUCCUGGUGGACGAGGCCCGGGGCACCACCCAGACCGUCUGGAACCCAGACGCCACCGGCAGCGCCAGCCUGCCCGCCACGGCCCGUGCCGGCUGGAGGACAGGCACCCCCGCCGCCAUCACGCAGGGGCCCGGCGCCGCCCCGCGCGCCUACAGCACCCUCCGGGCACCGCCCAGCGAGGGCUUCGUCGAGAAGGGCAGUGCGGACAACCUGGUGGAGUCGAUUCUUCUUAACGAGGGCCUGGGCCUGUACGCCAAGGACCCAAAGUUUGUGAACUUUGCCAAGCGCGAGAUCGCAGAGGCGUGUCACAUGACCGUGGACGAGAUGGAGAACGCGGCGACCGACCUGCUGACCCGCGGCCGCACCGGACAGACGCUACGCUUCGAGGAAGAGCUAGCCGACGAGAUGAACUGUGUCAUCACCUACUGAGACGUUGGGAACUGGUGCAGAUAAGGAGAACUCACUACAGUCAGAGAGUGCGCCGUGCACAUCAGUAGCACAGGUGCUGGACAAAACAGAAGAGAACUGAAAGGAAAAGAUGAAGGUCCGCACUGCAGCACUGUUCGAUGCCUCCAAAUAAACUUUAUAUUUGGGAGCAUCAAACAGUGUUUCGGACCUUCAUCUUUUCCUUUCAGAGGAUGGGGAGAACUCACCAGGAAACUGAACUGAUGAACUUGGCAUUUGUGCAAUCACUCUGUGAAGGAGAAAGACUCUCAGAUGCUCUGGUUCAACAAGAGGCAAUGGUAUUGCUUGGUAAUGGCAUUGCUUCCACUCUGCUGAUGAACAGUGCAUAUUGGGGAAAAGCUUCACUGAUCUUUAUUUUAAAAAAAUAACAUUUGGAAAGCUUAGAAUGAACAUCAGGGGGGAAAAAAGACAAAACAUCUUUUCCAGUGCGCAAUGUUUUCGUGCUCCACAAUGAUGAAUCCAUGUUCUAAUGUUGGGCUCCUGCUGUAAUUUUUGGGAACGUGUCCUGGGGAAAGACAGGUUGUGCAAAGGGGUUGGUAAGCAGUCUGGUGGAGGGAGGAGGAGUCUUAAUACAACACUACGAAUCACCUCUUUU
This is a messenger RNA of Engraulis encrasicolus (European anchovy), 7138 nucleotides long. RefSeq names its product calcium channel, voltage-dependent, L type, alpha 1F subunit a (gene cacna1fa). Lineage: Eukaryota; Metazoa; Chordata; Actinopteri; Clupeiformes; Engraulidae. Bases 1 to 6507 code for a protein of 2168 amino acids. Gene Ontology annotation, molecular function: high voltage-gated calcium channel activity. The transcript is spliced from 48 exons. The record is from RefSeq and is a predicted model, not a curated record. Gene Ontology annotation, cellular component: membrane; voltage-gated calcium channel complex. Gene Ontology annotation, biological process: calcium ion import across plasma membrane.